AAUGAGUUAACGGUAAAGUGUCGAUAUCUGUUCGAUGUAAUUUAGAUGUGUCGUAUAUCAUGCGCUGUUACCCGUUGUAAACCGUUUAAACGUGUUUUAAACGUUAUUAUAAUGGAGAGAGCAAGCAGAUGCAAAAGAAUUGUUUCUAAAAGCAUUCCCGAUACAAGUAUCGCAGAAAUAAAAGACAAACUGAAGCAACAGGGGAUCUUCAUAGUCUUCUCCGAUCAUGUAAAUUGGGACGGAACAUCCGAGACGGCAGAUAACGAAAUGGAGAGAGCGAUGGGAUUCGGUGCAAGAAUCAUAAUCAUAGAACCGCCUGAUAUUGGCGAAAUGGCAUCGGUUUGGAUUGUUUUUGGAAAUUUCUUGCAUAAAUUGAUAAUAAUAUCCGGUUUAAGUACCCUCGCAACGGCAUACUAUUGGCCGGAGAAGCCAUUUUUAUACGGUUCGCUCGGUACCUUCACCUUCCUAUGUUCCUCGAUAUAUGGAUUUGCUUGGCAAUUUGAUCCUUGCAGCAAAUACAAAGUAGAGAAAGAUCCCGUCAAUAGAUCGAACCUACCGCUUCACUACGUGUCAACGAGAUGCCCAACCGUUUUAAUUAAAGAAGCCUCCUACUGGAAAACAUUUUGUAGGAUUGUUGUACCGGUUUCUGCAAUUGGUUUGUGCGCUUGGAAUCUCUAUAAAUUGCAUGAAAGUGGCAAUUUCGUAAUAGCUGCCGAAAAAUGCUAAUUUUUCUUUUUUACAAAUUUUUAAAAUGUUAUGGCUACGAUGACAAUAUAAAUUAUUAAUUAGUCUCGUCCCAAAUUUUUUAAUCAUACAAAAGAAUAAAAUUGUUUUCAGUAUUUCUCCUUAAUAUGUUUAUGGUUUAUAUAAAACGUUUCUAUUGAUCGAUUUGUAUACAAUUAAGUAAUAUUCGUCCAGUUAAAAUUUAAAAAAAUUGCAAAUAUUUUAAAGUUACAACUCUCCAUCCUUUGGAUGUUGGUUUACUUUAAUGGGCUACGACAAUGCAACACUGGGUGAUCUGCCACAGACGGUGCCUGCUGUGAAGAAUGUCUUAUCCCUAUUUAAUUAAAUGACUAUAAAUGGCAAAGACAAUUUAUAUUAUACAGACAUUUACAUUUUAGUUAAGCCUGUAUUCUGGUAAAAUUUCACCACAUAGUAGUGGUUAACUGUUUAAAGAAGCAGUACAUAUCAAACUAAAUAUUAAAAUUGCACAUUUUUUAUUAUUAAUAAUAAUGUCUUUAAUAGUUAUAGUGAAUACCGAAAAGAAACAAAAUGUACCCGAUUCAUAGUGUAAACAUAUAUAAAUUAUAAGAGCAAAACAUAAUUAUAAAAAUUUAGUAUUUUGUAGUAAAACAAUCGCACGAGAAAUGAAAACUCUAUAAAACCAAUUAUUAAACUGAAGACCGGGGAUCACAAGGGUCCUGGAGUCAACGUAAGGGUCAAAAACCUCAAAAAAUAAAGAAAUAUGUACAUUAAAAUUUAAAAUACUAAUCGUGUUAAACAAUAUUUCAUUUACUUAGUAAUAAAUAAAUAUUAAAUGAAUCCACUGUAACCGAUAAAGAAAACAUAACUCAGAAAUAACGCGUUUAACUUUUACAUAAAUAUUUUGUAGUAACCA
This is a messenger RNA of Centruroides sculpturatus (bark scorpion), 1618 nucleotides long. Its product is annotated as transmembrane protein 11, mitochondrial-like. The transcript has 3 exons. NCBI's taxonomy places the organism in Eukaryota, Metazoa, Arthropoda, Arachnida, Scorpiones, Buthidae. Gene Ontology annotation, biological process: inner mitochondrial membrane organization. The coding region runs from base 46 to 726 and encodes 226 amino acids. Gene Ontology annotation, cellular component: mitochondrial inner membrane. The record is from RefSeq and is a predicted model, not a curated record.